GGUUAUGCACUUUCUGGUGGCUAUCACUUUCGUUCCAAUUAAAUUAAGAAUCCUCGUACAAUUAUCUUAUCAUCUCUAGCACUGUAAAGUGAGAAAUAAUGAACCGGAAAUGCGAUAGUUUUGUUGCCAUGGUAAUUGUUAAAGAAGCAAACAUAAGUAAAUUGACCUUUAUAGUACGGCUAUAUUAUGCCUUGGGCUGAUUAAAUAUUUUUUAUCAUCAUAUCUUCGGUAGCAAAAUAUUUGAUUAACGAAAUAAAAUGUCGGAAGAACUGCAGAAAGCUGGCCUCUACAUUGACGACAUCUAUCGACUGCGAGUACAAGAUCCAGCUAUUGCUAAUGAAACCAACGAAUUGCGCGAGGAGUGUUUGGAAUAUGCCAAUAAAUUACAAGAUUUUAAGAAAUAUGCAGAUGAUUUUCAUAAAAUCAUUAGUGAUUUUGCUAAAGAUGUGGAAAAGGAGAAAUUGAGAGCUAUCGGCACCCAAAAUCUACUCAAAACAAUCGCCAAAGAACGUCAGGCAGAGCAGCAGGUAUACCAGAGUAAAAUUCACGAGAAAACCGUGGAAUUAGAACGCCUUCGUAACGAAUAUCAAUACUUGCAACGCAUAGAAUCUGAGCAGCAAGAAAUUAUAAAUAAUUUUUUGUUGAAUCAGUAAAAACUACAUAAA
Molecule: messenger RNA, 665 nt
Organism: Rhagoletis pomonella (apple maggot)
Lineage: Eukaryota; Metazoa; Arthropoda; Insecta; Diptera; Tephritidae
Gene: IFT20
Product: intraflagellar transport protein 20 homolog
Exons: 2
Coding region: 258-653 (131 amino acids)
Biological process (GO): protein localization to cilium; intraciliary transport; centrosome localization
Cellular component (GO): centrosome; Golgi apparatus; intraciliary transport particle B
Source: RefSeq, a predicted model, not a curated record